Messenger RNA from Melopsittacus undulatus (budgerigar), 1039 nucleotides. It is a transcript of the gene GINS1, whose product is annotated as GINS complex subunit 1. Gene Ontology annotation, biological process: DNA strand elongation involved in mitotic DNA replication; DNA replication. The transcript is spliced from 7 exons. Lineage: Eukaryota; Metazoa; Chordata; Aves; Psittaciformes; Psittaculidae. The coding region runs from base 39 to 626 and encodes 195 amino acids. Gene Ontology annotation, cellular component: GINS complex. The record is from RefSeq and is a predicted model, not a curated record.
CUGCCCGGUUUUCCCGCGCGCGCGCUCGGCGGGGCGGCAUGGCGGGGGAGCGGGCGGUGGGGCUGGUGCGGGAGCUGCACCGCACCACGGGCGGGAGCCUGCCGCCUUUCCGGACGGAGGAGCUGCGGCAGGCACUGGAGGAGAUGCGGGCGCUGUACGAGCAGAACCAAGCGGAUGUGUCCGAAGCGAAGUCGGGACGCACGGACCUAAUUUUCCUCAUCCGGUUUCGGCACUGCUGCCUGCUCCGGAACCAGCGCUGCAUCCUGGCCUACCUGUAUGACCGGUUGCUGCGGAUCCGAGCACUGAGGUGGGAGUGUGGUAGUGUCCUGCCAAAUGCCAUCCAGUUUCACAUGUCAGCAGAGGAAGUGGAAUGGUUCAAUCGGUACAAAAAGUCUCUGGCUACCUACAUGAGGUCAGUAGGCGGAGAGGAAGGCCUGGACCUUACACAGGACAUAAAACCUCCUAAAAGCCUGUACAUUGAAGUGCGGUGUUUAAGAGACUAUGGAGAGUUUGAGGUUGAUGACGGUACCACCAUCCUGUUGAAGAAGAAUAGCCAGCACUUCUUACCUCGCUGGAAAUGUGAGCAGUUAAUCAGACAAGGAAUCCUCGAGCAUGUUCUUUCAUAAGCAUGCAGGACAGAAGGGACAACCCUUGCUUGCCCACAGUGGGGAUUCAACUCUGGUAUGUGCAGGACUUCAGACACCUCAGCAUUUCUGCAGUGCACACCCUGCGACUGUUCUUUGAUACCUGACACUAAGAUCAGCCCUGAGUUUAUAAAGUAUGCAAACCACACUGGCUGGCUCUUCUUGACCACAGGGUGCAUCCUGGUAGUGUAUCCAUCCUGGGACUCCAGCACAGUGGGGAUAGCACUGGGGGGUGAGGGGAGUCUGUCCAAGGCCCUCAGCUACAAGCAGGUUUUGUGAAUGUGUUUUUGUCUGGAGCAGUUCUUUCUUCACACUGCAUGUAAGUCACCAACCAGGUGGGCUCCAGAAGGCAGCUCCAAGAUUGCAAAAUAAAAACGGCUUCACCUUCAACUGAA